Messenger RNA from Alternaria ethzedia, 468 nucleotides. RefSeq lists its product as uncharacterized. Lineage: Eukaryota; Fungi; Ascomycota; Dothideomycetes; Pleosporales; Pleosporaceae. Gene Ontology annotation, molecular function: proton-transporting ATP synthase activity, rotational mechanism. Gene Ontology annotation, biological process: proton motive force-driven ATP synthesis. The record is from RefSeq and is a predicted model, not a curated record. The transcript is spliced from 4 exons. Bases 1 to 468 code for a protein of 155 amino acids.
AUGAGCUCUCUCCGCAUCGCCCGAGCUGCCAUCCGCGCGAGGCCCGCUGCCAUUGCCCGCCCCAUCCAGCGCAGAGGGUACGCCGAAGUCGCCAAUGACAAGAUCAAGCUCUCCCUAGCUCUCCCGCAUCAGGUCAACCUCCCCGCGGAGACCGGUGACAUGGGUGUUCUGGCCAACCACGUUGCCUCCAUCGAGCAGCUGAAGCCCGGCCUAGUCGAGAUCAUCGAGGAGCAGGGUGGCAGCAAGCAAUUCUUCCUGUCUGGUGGAUUUGCUGUUGUGCAGCCCAACUCCGUCCUCAGCAUCAACGCCGUCGAGGGCUACCCAUUGGAGGACUUCAGCGCCGAGGCUGUCAGGAACCAGAUCGGCGAGGCACAGAAGAUUGCCAGCGGAAACGGCAGUGAGGCUGACAUUGCUGAGGCCAAGAUCGAGCUCGAGGUCCUCGAGAGCCUGCAGGCUGCAUUGAAGUAA